This is a messenger RNA of Suricata suricatta (meerkat), 1897 nucleotides long. It is a transcript of the gene TVP23A, whose product is annotated as trans-golgi network vesicle protein 23 homolog A. Gene Ontology annotation, cellular component: Golgi membrane. NCBI's taxonomy places the organism in Eukaryota, Metazoa, Chordata, Mammalia, Carnivora, Herpestidae. The transcript has 5 exons. The record is from RefSeq and is a predicted model, not a curated record. Gene Ontology annotation, biological process: vesicle-mediated transport; protein secretion. Bases 297 to 914 code for a protein of 205 amino acids.
GAAUCAUCCCCUCCCGGUGGCUGCAUGGUCGUCCAUCCCUCCACUCAAGGCGACAGCGCUUUCUCUAGCAGGUGCAGUCCCCAGCGAGCCCCGGAUGACGGACCCUCGAAAGCCCCGCCCCCGCCCGGCGGCCGAGCCCACCUCCCCAGGCCGCGACUGCGCUCUGGGCCCCGCGCGCCCCGCCCCCACCCGCACCGCCGGGCUGCGAGCUUGCCGCCGCUCCCCACCAGGCCCAAGACGGCGAGAGGUGGAGUCACAGAGCCUGGGCAGUGGUCUCCAGGUGGGCUCUGGGGAGGAUGAAGCAGGCCCUGGUGGACGAUACUGAGGAUGUGUCCUUGGACUUCGGCAGCGAAGAGGAGCUGGCCUUUCCGAAAGCCAAGAUCAGGCACCCGUUGGCCACCUUUUUCCACCUGUUUUUCCGAGUGAGCGCCACCGUCACCUACGUGUGCUGUGACUGGUUCAGCAGAAGCUUUGGGGGCUGCUUCGUCACCGUGCUGCUCCUCCUGUCCUGUGACUUCUGGUCCGUGAAGAAUGUCACCGGCAGCCUCCUGGUGGGCCUCCGCUGGCGGAACCAGAUAGACGAAGACGGGAAGAGCCACUGGAUCUUCGAGGCCAGAAAGGCCCUCGUGACAGCCGGCAUCUCUCUCCAAGCUGCUAACCUCUAUGGCUACGUCCUUUGCAAGAUGGGAGGCGAGAGGGACAUCAGCAAAGUCACAGCCGGUUUUCUGUCCCACACGGUGCUCCCAACGGUGAGUGGUCUUCCUCCUGGCCCCGCCCUCCGGGCGCUGGCGGUGAACAAGGCCAAUGGCAAAUGGCUGCCCUGUCCGGACCACACACACAACAAUACUACACCAAACCAUUUUUUAACUUCGCUUGUAUUUCUAGAAGGGAGAGUGCGCUUUCAAAUUGGGUAAGGUUCAUCUUCAAGUGGAUUGAACCGUCUUAAAACCUGACCAGUGCUGCUUUAUGCCAAGACGUUGAGCAACGGGCUCUGUGGGCUUUUGGUUCCAUUGUGGGUUUGCUCUGGCCCCUGAAUCAGCAGAAUCGGGCCCCUCACAUGUGAGGACAAAGCCACAGCUGACUUUUCCCCUCACAGGCCAGCCCGAGGGACUUCCAGAAGCCUGGCCCCGCGGGGCUGGAGAUGCACAAGCAUUAGGUAAGAGGUCGGACCCAGGGGGCCAGCCUGCAGCCUCGGGGGUUUGCCAAGCCUGCCCUUACCCUGUGCUCACGAGGAACAUGUACGAAAGCCGCCCUACGAGCAGGCCUGAAGGGAGGGGCAGGAACUGAGAGAGGGGGAGGGAGAGAACAGGGGUUUGCCUGUCUGUCCAUGUGUGUGCGGACCGCCCUGGAAACCUUCCCCUGGUGGCGUCGUUCCUGCCCCGCUCCCGGCCACGAGAGGACUCUCGAGUUGACAUCAGUCUCUGCUUUCAUGGACUUGGAAAGAGACCCUGUCCUGUACUGGAGGACGCCGGACGUGACUGCGUCCAGUGCACACAUGCCCCCGGCCCCCCGUUCUGUUUACAGGGUGAUUUAGGGCUUUUCAAGGGCUUGGGGGACUAUUUUCAUUUCUCCCUCCUUCACAAGGAGCAGCAUUUGGACGAGGCUGUUUGAAACCAUGACUGGAUUUUGCAAUGAGGCCACACAUCCAUCCCUGUGGUUCCUUUUCAGGCUUCACUUCUGCGGCGACAGCGGCCUAAGUGAGAAGUCCUAUAACUGAACAAGCUUCCGUUGGAGCAGAAUCCCCCGAGCAGCAAGCUGCUGGCUUCUCACCGGACGCAGGCCUCGGGGGACAGGUUUGAGGAGGUUUUUAAUUUUUUAAGACCACGUAUUGGUAAAGAAAGCCUUUCUGUAUGUCAAAGUAUACAAACAUUAGGAUUAAAGCAUCUCUAAAAAAUGA